Molecule: messenger RNA, 1674 nt
Organism: Mycosarcoma maydis (corn smut)
Lineage: Eukaryota; Fungi; Basidiomycota; Ustilaginomycetes; Ustilaginales
Exons: 1
Coding region: 1-1674 (557 amino acids)
Molecular function (GO): monooxygenase activity; oxidoreductase activity, acting on paired donors, with incorporation or reduction of molecular oxygen; iron ion binding
Source: RefSeq, a predicted model, not a curated record
AUGUCCAUCCUCCUUCCGACAGUGCACAGCUCAUUCGAGCAUCUCACACCGACACACGUAGCCAUCGCCUCCGUACUCAUUCUCGGUUUGCUCUGCCUUAUCGCUCCAGAUCGUUACAUUUUCGUAUCGCAUCGCAAAGGCAUCAAAGAAGUUCCUGGUGCGCUUCCCCUCAUUGGUAACCUCCUUUUUCUCCUCGACAUUGCCGCUAAGCGUCGUCGUUUCCUCGAUGAGUUCCUCCGCAUGCAAAAGAGCAUUGGCGCUGGCGGUAUGCCCUGGGCUGCAACUUUCCCUUAUCUCGGCGGCCGAGUCACUUCCAUCAACCGCCCUGAAUACAUCCGAUGGGUGCAAAAGACCAAUUUCGAGAACUAUAUCAAGGGUUCCUUCUUCCAAAAAUCGAUGGGAGACGUGAUGAGCCUCCAUGGCAUCUUUGUCGCCGACGGAGAGAUCUGGAGGAAACAACGCAAGAUGGCCUCUCAUAUCUUUAGCGUUGGCAACUUUCGAACUCACGUCCAGAACACCAUCCAUCGCGAUCUUGCCAUUCUCAACAAACUCUUCCGGGACGCUAGCAGCAAAAACACCGAGCUCAAUCUGCCCGAUCUAUUCUUCCGAUUCACCCUCAGUUCGUUUUCACUCAUGGCUUUUAGCGCCGACAUCAAGUGUCUGCCGUCCAAUGUUGGCGAUUUGAGCAAAGUAGUCGAGUUUGCAGCCAACUUUGACUAUGCUCAGCGUGUCAUGGACGAACGCUUCGUGGACCCUUUGGCGAGAUUCACCGAGCUCUUCUCGCCUCAAGGUAGGAAGAUGAGAAGGACGAUCAAGGAGCUGCACAGCUUUUGCUACGAGAUUAUUGACCUUCGACUAGCAGCUCGUGCUCGAGGCGAGGCUCAAGCUGCAUCCGGCAAGGGCGACAAGGACCUGCUUGCGCUGUUUAUGGAACAGAACUUGACUCGUGACGAAUUGCUCCCUGUCGUGCUCAACUUUUUGAUUGCUGGUCGCGACACGACAGCCCAGGCGCUCGGAUGGCUGUUCUACGAGCUUUCCAAGCACCCUGAAUGCAUCGAAAAGGCACGCCAAGAGAUUCAUGAAAAGCUCGGCUCCGGCUCUUCGUUCCAAAGCAUGGCGUACGAUGACCUAUCUUCGCUUGUCUACGUUCAAGCAUGCUUCCUCGAGGCGCUGCGCUUGCACCCGUCGGUACCCAAGAACAUCAAAUUGGCCGUCAAGGACGACGUGAUCCGACCCUACGCACAACCCUGCUCGGACGCCGACGUCGCCCCCAACGCUGUCCCCACCACACAGAAGCUGCCCGACCUCGUCAUCAAGAAGGGCGAGACAGUCACAUGGCAGGAUCACACCAUGGCGCGAAUGCCCGAACUGUGGGGCGAAGACUGCGAACAAUUCAAACCAGAACGAUUCAUCGAAGAGCGAAAGGACGGUUCGAUCGGCAUCAAAACGUACUCGCAGUAUCUAUUCCACGCUUUCAACGCAGGCCCGAGGCUGUGCCUUGGUCAGACGCUGGCGACGUACGAAGGAUGUGCAGUGGUGGCAGAAAUUUUGGGCAACUUUGAUGUGGUCUACGAUCACAAAGCGUUGAAGGAGGACGAGCCGACAUAUGACGAUUCGUUGACGCUACCCAUCAAGAACCCUUAUACGAUCCAUGUCCGGGCCAGGGACGAUUGA